ACCAAUUUGUCUUCGGAUUGCAAAACAAAGCCAUGCAAACCAGGCUGUUGGAAGAGAAGGAGCUUACAUGGGAAAAGGCAACCACAUUGGCAUCAGCUAUGGAAGCAACGCAACAAGGAAUAGGCAUUGUGAGACAUGAAGCAGCCGCAGCCGAAGUGAAGUUCGUAGAAAAAUCUCAGAAGCCGGAGCUAAAACAAAAGAACUACAAGCCAGCAUCGCUGAAAUGCUAUAGAUGUGGUAGUGAUGGGCACAUGGCAAACAUGUGCAGACAUGCCACUACUACUUGUUUAAAGUGCAAAAAGGUUGGACAUUUGCAGCGUGUGUGUCGAAACAACACGAAGAAAAAGGUUAAUGUCGUCGAGGAAAUUCACGACAGCGAGGAGGAAGAAGAAGAGAUAGUAUAGAAUACUGCGGGUAUGUAAUCGACAAACAAGGAAUACAUAAGAUGGAAUCAAAAAUAGAAGCCAUACAGAAGAUGCCAAGGCCAAAAGAUCAGGAUCAAGUGCGUGCUUUUAUGGGACUAGUGAACUAUUAUGGAAGAUUUUUGCCGAACUUAAGUACUUACAUGUAUCCAAUUAACAACCUACUAAAAAACAAGACAAAUUUUAGGUGGAAUACAGAGUGUGAAAAGGCCUUUAACUGGGUAAAGUCAGAAAUACAGUCUGAGAGAGUAUUGGUACACUACGAUAGUACCCUUCCAUUAA
Molecule: messenger RNA, 704 nt
Organism: Anopheles stephensi (Asian malaria mosquito)
Lineage: Eukaryota; Metazoa; Arthropoda; Insecta; Diptera; Culicidae
Exons: 2
Coding region: 33-404 (123 amino acids)
Biological process (GO): positive regulation of cytoplasmic translation
Cellular component (GO): cytoplasm
Molecular function (GO): single-stranded RNA binding; zinc ion binding; translation regulator activity
Source: RefSeq, a predicted model, not a curated record